AUGGCAGACCUCUACUCUCCCCUAUACAAAAAUUUCCACCCUCUGUCAAUCCACAAAUCCGCAGUAGGAGACGAACUUUGGCCAGAUCCAAGCAACAUCUAUCGUCAAGAUCCAUCUCCAGCAGUCGACGAAGCGUGGGAGAACCUCACUCAUCCGCAAUAUCUGCUUGCUACCGAACAAGAUCUGAUUCGCAUGGGCAAGAACAUCUCAACUGCAGUUCGAUGGCCAGAAGAACCAGACAAAUUCCUCAUGAAUUUGCAUGUUUAUCAUGUGAUGCAUUGCUUGAAUGUUUUGAGGAAGAAUGCGUGGCAGAAUUUUCCGUAUUAUUUUGAUACGGAUCCUGGUCUCCUGAAUCCAGGCCACUGGAUCCAUUGGAGUCACUGCUUGGAAACUAUUCGUCGUGAGCUGAUGUGCAGACCUUCUAUGCAUCUGAACACCGUGGUGUGGCAGGAAGGCCAGUCGGCACCGUUCUUCGACUUCCAUGUGGAACAGAUGUGUGUGCAGUGGGAAGAGUUCGAGAGAAUGACGACAAGGGCGGCGGUUCCGCACGAGGAUGUCAAAGACAUGAUGACCAAUACUCGCAAGCCGAAAGGUGCUAUUGAGAGACCGACUCCCGCAGAGGGUCUAGAGAUCUUCACCAAAAACCACGAAUGGCUGAUGAUGGUGCGAGAACAGGGCUUGACCUUAACGGGGGAUCAUGAGGAUUAG
Cercospora beticola is the source of this 708-nucleotide messenger RNA. RefSeq lists its product as uncharacterized. Lineage: Eukaryota; Fungi; Ascomycota; Dothideomycetes; Mycosphaerellales; Mycosphaerellaceae. The record is from RefSeq and is a predicted model, not a curated record.